AUGGUAGCCUCGGUAACAUUCCCUAAAGACACUACCAAACCAGGAUUAGAUACGGCGAAUGCAAAAGACCAGCGUUGUCAUCAAUCAGUACUUAAGCGUGGAUGCUCUUCUAUACCUGAAAAAGGGAGUAUCGGUGACCCCUUAAUGAAGCCCGCCUGCUGUUCCCUUCCAGUUAAAUACCCUCGCAAUAACCAGGCCUCCCCGCCCCUCUUCAAUUACCAGAAUCUGAACGUCUACGUUGUUGGGAAUGUCGGGCAUCCAAGGGCUCAAAUCGUUCGUGUUGUACAUAUUUCCGACACCCGGGGUGUUAGUGAUUACUACGCAAAUGGGUUACCAAAUGGCCAUAUUCUCAUUCACUCGGGUGAUUUUCUAGACGGUCCACCAGUGCGAUGCCGGACGCCGCAUCGCAAGGACCACUUCAGAUGGCUACGCACCGACGGGAAUGUCGCCUCAACUUCUGCUUCUUCUCCUCCCUCCGACGAUUGCGCCUGGAAGACAAAGCUCCAAGCUAUCAACGCGUUUUUCCAGCACCAGCCCCACCCCUACAAAAUCUUCGUUUCCGGCUGUUGGGAUUACCUAGGACCGGAGCGACCUUCAGCGGCCCAAAUCCAAGAAUACCUCCCUUCAGCUAUCUACCUGGAGGAUGCUGGUUGUGAGAUUCUUGGACUCAAAGUCUAUGGGAUUCCGUGGACCUCCGCUGACGAUCUUCGACCUGAGGACGGAAAGUCACACUUCACCUCAUCGACGGGGACAGCAAAAAUGAAAGCCAUGCUGCCUCGGUGGCUGUUCUCCUCCGCGUCCUGGUCCCACCGCAUUCGACAGAAAAAAAGACAACGGUGCCUGUCUUCUUGCACCAGGGUGACAGCAGAGGAAGGCGUAGAGAACAAGAGUUUGGGUGAGAGACAUUGCUGGCCGGCUUACCCGAGUUCCGAUGCAAUAAGUGGCAGUGUGUCUUCAGCCAAUUGUGGAGAACACUGCGACUCCCAAUCGGAGUCCAUUUCCGCUCUGUGUGAUGGUUUUGUCCUGCCGGAUAUCAAAGCGGUUGGCGAGCGCUACGCCCGGGUACCCCCGGAUACUAACAUUAUUGUCUCUCACAUGCCCGCCUGGAGACCUGAGCUCUACACUCACGUGGUCGAACGAAUUCACCUAAAGGUCGCUGGGAGUUGGCUUUCCCACGUAUUCGUUGGUUUGAUGGAUAGCCCGCUUUGGAACCACCCAGCCAAGCAGCCUAAUGAAUGCGGCAGCCUGAUUGGAAGGUUGCUGGUGCUUUCCGAUCCACCAAUCGCACCUCACUACUCUCGAAUUAUGCACGUGCGCGCGCACGCGCGUCCGUGUAAACUUGAUCCCACACGGCAUUCGCCGUUAAUCCUUGAAACUCUCUACUCCAGGCCCUACUUGCACCUCUGUGGCCACGACUUCACCGGGUACGGAGUUACUUGGCGUCGAGGGGUUGUGUUCAGCAACGCAGCAGUCCAACUCACCUCCAGUUAUCCCCGCGUUCUGCCUCAAAGCACCUUUCCUCGUCGACGGAAGGCCUACUCGUCCACCUUCUCCACAGGCUGUCCAUCAGGGGGGGACCUGUUUGCAGGGACGUCGGCGCCCUCGAAGGUUACAGAACACAGCCCGGGCGUGGGGGUUACCACGCUCCCCUCGCGAAUCCCUCAACUCACGUCGUGUGGGGUGCGUCCGAGGCGCUGGCGUCGGCGACUGUCGUGCAUCCUCGGUCGACUCUCGCUUCUCGUCAGUACUCACUCCCUUGCCGAUGAUGGCCCUCCCCACUCCGCAUCGUCGACUUGUCGCCGGGGCGGAGGCAGCAACCGAAUCGACCCAAUCCCCAGUUCCCUGGCUGCUCUGAGCGUAGGCGAAGGUGACUUCGUGGUGGACCCCACACUUAGCAUAUCCGGUGUCACAGGGACUGGCCAUGUGGGUCGUAGGAACCCGCUGGUUUUCGAUGUCUAUGUUGUGAUCGAGGAGGGCGUGAAUGAUCGUGUGAUCCUCCCAGACUACACAAAGUGCGCCAGCCGACGAACCGCAGCCCCAAACCACCGAAAAGCCCACACACUCCGCCGAAACACGACGUGUUCCCUGCAGUAG
Molecule: messenger RNA, 2094 nt
Organism: Mesocestoides corti
Lineage: Eukaryota; Metazoa; Platyhelminthes; Cestoda; Cyclophyllidea; Mesocestoididae
Source: the annotation of a GenBank genome assembly